Molecule: messenger RNA, 2055 nt
Organism: Patiria miniata (bat star)
Lineage: Eukaryota; Metazoa; Echinodermata; Asteroidea; Valvatida; Asterinidae
Exons: 7
Coding region: 369-1340 (323 amino acids)
Biological process (GO): negative regulation of amyloid precursor protein biosynthetic process
Cellular component (GO): plasma membrane; extracellular exosome; Golgi apparatus
Molecular function (GO): amyloid-beta binding
Source: RefSeq, a predicted model, not a curated record
GCAACGGGCCGCGGACGGAAAAGAAUAGUGUAUUCACCACGACUAUUAUAUGACGGGAGUUACAUCACUAAAUAACAAAAGACUGCCAAGUCACGUUGACUGAACACACGUCCGUCCGUCCGGACCAAGGCUGACUGUUUGCAUAAUCCGUAUUUUGCGAGCAGUAGAGCCUCGGCGAAGGUUGUGUUUUGAUGUAACAGUGAGCUAGCAGUUUCUCCAACGACCGUGCGUAGUUCGGAGAGAUCACAGCCAGCAUCUCACAUCGCAUUAACCCCGGCGCGCCGAGCUGAUAAACCCCGGUCUCGCUCAAGCAAACCGUGCGUUGAUUGAAUUCUUUUCCUCGUUGCACCGCGUACCGAGAAGACAUCAUGGUGAAACCGAGCAUCUUACCGGAAGGAGGCAAGAAGGAGGCCUCAAAAGAGGCGAAGGGGACGGAGGCCUCGCUGCCUGCAUUCGCUGUAAUCCCGCUUGGAACCGACCUCCCACCCAAGUACGAUGACUGCACCGUCGAAGCGGCUCCUAUCCCGGUGGUCAACCGACCGCGCAAACUCGGCGUUUGUCUGUGCGUGUCAAUGCUUCUCACGCUGCUCCUCAUCAUUGGAUUGGCUGUUGUUAUGUUCCUAGGCCACGCCUCCGGAAAGUAUCAAUUUCGCUGUGGAGUUGGAUACGGAGACUACAAAGACUACCCGAGUAGUCAUGAGGACCGCGGAACCCUAGAAGAAGAAGUGGAGGUGGACCCCUUUGAAGGCUACGAGCAGAUCGAAAUACCUGAACAGGACUACUGCGAGAGGCUCACUAUCCUCCAUGACUUCACCGUGAACAUGACUGCAUAUAGGCUCCGUCGCUCCCAGGUUUGCUACGUCACGUUUCUGGACAAGGAAAUCGUGAUGGGACCAGAUGAGUUCAUUGAGCGAGCCGAAGAGAACCCACAGUUUCUCACCGAUCACUACGAGACCGUCCACGAGACUUACCGCGUGGUCCUGCCGGAGCUCACCCCUACCAGUCUGAACAGCGGGCGAUUCGGCUUCUACAUCCCCAUGCUCUGCGAUGGCGUGGAGUCCUACUGGAUCGAGAAGAUCCCCGAAGACGAGCUGGAAGCCUGGGAGGCGUACUGGGCCAGCCAGGACCAAGAGGACUCGGAGAGUCGUGAGGAUGGUCACGAUCAGGACGACGAUGAUGACUUUGAGCUGCCUAACCCAGAACAUCGCCGCCGAAGAGCUGUUGGCGGUGCUUCAGAUGUGAAGGAGUUCCUUGCAUUCGAAGGACACAAGCUGAGCAAAUUCAAGAUCUACACAAAGGAAGCCGUGGAAGCGUUCAAGAAAGCAUCGAACAAGAACUAAGAUGGCGUCCUCGCUGACCCAGCUCCCUGUGAACGAUGGUUUCUACAGGGAGUGUUCUCACCGUAUAGAUUUUUUAAAGUGAUUAUUUGUAUUUGGGUUGUGUCGUGAAACUAUUUCAUUUAAUCAACGCUCAAUCAAUUUAAUGUUUUUGCUGGUUUGUCUAUGUUUAGUUGGGUAAGUUAACUCUGUUUUAUUUUCUGGCCGAGGAAAUAUUUGUAUGCACAUAUUACCGGCAAAGGUUAUGUUGUUACUAUUCAAUCUUUGGAAGAUGGUACCGAAAAGAGCUUUUCAGAUUUGGGUUUUGCUGUUUUUUAAUGCUUGGCUGUGCCACUUGACAUGUUAACUGACGAGUGUUUGCUGUUUUUUGUUCCGGAGAUGAAGCUUGUAUACAUAUUAUUGUUCUCGUUCAAAAAGAGCACUUUAAUUAACGUGUUUGUUUGUGUUUGCUGUUAUUGUAUACAUUUUAUCGUUCAGUUUUCGAUCUCAUUAGAAAUGGCAAAGUGAUGACAGCCCCCCGAAAUUUAAAUGAGGGUUGUUGCAUAUGCAUGAGAUUGUCACUGCGUGAGAACAAGCUCUCCUAGAUUUGGAAGAUGCCGAUGACAGUCAUUUCUAAUGCAAGACUUUUUAUCACUUGAAGUAUUUAUCCACAAUUUUACCACAAUUUUAUUCCAGAAAACUAUAGUGCAUAAUUACCAUGAGACAACGCGGAAUUGUG